This is a messenger RNA of Neospora caninum, 1518 nucleotides long. RefSeq names its product 6-phosphogluconate dehydrogenase, decarboxylating, related. NCBI's taxonomy places the organism in Eukaryota, Apicomplexa, Conoidasida, Eucoccidiorida, Sarcocystidae. Gene Ontology annotation, molecular function: phosphogluconate dehydrogenase (decarboxylating) activity; NADP binding. Gene Ontology annotation, cellular component: cytosol. The transcript has 9 exons. Gene Ontology annotation, biological process: pentose-phosphate shunt; pentose-phosphate shunt, oxidative branch. The coding region runs from base 1 to 1518 and encodes 505 amino acids. The record is from RefSeq and is a predicted model, not a curated record.
AUGUCGUGCGAUGUUGGUGUAUAUGGCCUCGCGGUGAUGGGCCUAAACCUGUCGCUGAAUAUGGCAAGCAAGGGAUUCAGGGUGUGCGUUUGCAACAGGACACCGAGCAAAAUCACCAUUGCCGUCCAAAAGGCACAAGAACAAAAUCUCAAGAACUACAUAGGGGUUGAGGCUACAGAUGAAUUUGUGGCUGCGCUGAAACGGCCACGGAGAAUCGUCAUGAUGGUCCAAUGCGGCGCGCCGGUAGACGCGCUCAUUGAACAUUUCCUGCCUCUCCUGGACAAGGGCGACUGCUUGGUAGACGGUGGGAAUGAAUUCUUCGAGAACACGGAACGCCGUGAAAGACUGUGUGCGGCCAAAGGCAUCUUAUAUAUGGGCCUCGGCGUUAGCGGCGGCGAAGAGGGAGCGCGUUACGGACCGUCGCUGAUGCCUGGAGGCAGCCCCGAGGUAUGGGCUCUGAUGAAACCCAUUCUGGUUCAAAUUGCCGCGAAAAUUGACCCGAACGGAGCGGUCCCAGCGCCGGGAGCGACGACGUUCACGCAAGCAGAACUGGACAACGCCUGCGUCACGCACAUUGGUCCUGGAGGGUCUGGGAACUACGUCAAGAUGGUCCACAACGGCAUUGAGUACGGCGACAUGCAACUUAUUGCGGAGGCCUACUACUUGCUGAAAUAUCUGUGUGGCCAGUCCAACGAGCAGCUGGAGAAGACGUUCGCGCAGUGGAAUAAAGGCGAACUCAAUUCCUACCUCGUUGAGUUGACGAGCAAACUCCUCACCAAGAAAGACGCACUCACCGGCGCGUACCUUGUGGACAAAAUCCUUGAUGCAGCUGGAUCGAAGGGAACUGGGAAAUGGACAGUCCAGCAAGCAGCGGAUGCGGGCGUCGCAGUGCCGACAAUUGCUGCGGGCUUGGACAUGCGAUACAUCAGUGACAACAUCGAGCUCCGCCGGAACAUGGCAGCAGUGUAUGCAAAAUCGUGGCCCACGGGCUCUUUGACCGUUUCCGGCAAUGAAACCCUCCCCACGGACAUGGAGAAGGCACUGCUAUGCGGGAAGAUCUGCUGCUAUGCACAAGGCAUGCAGCUUCUUUCUGUCGUGUCAGAGCGGAAGGGCUGGGGCCUAAACCUCGCGGAGAUCUCCCGGAUCUGGAAAGGAGGCUGCAUCAUUCGAGCAGCUUUCCUUGACACCAUGCAGAAGGCCUUUUCGGCGAAUCCUUCACUCAAAAACCUCCUCAUGGAUCCACAAAUCGCAGACAUGAUGACAGCGAAUUUGCCGUCGCUACAGCGGGUGGUCGCCACCUCGCUCAGCACCGCAUCACCGUUUGGAGAGCAGGCCUUUCCCAUCCAUCUGUCAGUUCCGUGUCAUUCGUCGAGCUAUUUCUACCUCGCCGCAAACGCGAGCGACAGACUGCCUCUGAAUUUGGUUCAAGCCCAACGAGACGCGUUCGGUUCGCACACAUUCAGGCGCACCGAUGUAGACGGCGUUUUCCACGAGGAGCACUGGACCACUGGCGCUUGA